Molecule: messenger RNA, 2348 nt
Organism: Eruca vesicaria subsp. sativa (arugula)
Lineage: Eukaryota; Viridiplantae; Streptophyta; Magnoliopsida; Brassicales; Brassicaceae
Source: the annotation of a GenBank genome assembly
UUUGGUGACAAAGGUUGGAAAUUUAAUGCACAUAACUUGUUUGUUGAAAUGCCCCGCAAUUAAUUGCUGGUUUUGCGCGUGCUCUUCUUGUCUCUACUCAUGUUUCGUGUUUUGUAGUCAAAAGUGGUUAUAGUUGGCAGCUUUACUUUCCAGUUUUAGAUUCUUACAUUUGUCAGUGAAUCCCAGUUUUCAGAUUAGUGGGAAAGUUGUGAGCAAAGAUGUCAUCAUCUGAGAGUCCUUUGAGUGAUGAAAUGUCAAAGAAGAUCUCUUUGUUUGGUUUGACUGAUGUGAAGCUCUGGGUGUUGGUUUGUUUUGUGGUUGGCAUAUUCUUAGCAUUGGUUCUCUUCAUCUUAUACUUAUGGAUUGCAUUCCGUCGCAAAACUCAAAGAUCAUCUCAGAAGUUGUUACCUUUCAGUCAGAUACCACGUGUGGCGAAAGAUAUAAGGGUUGAUGAUAGAGUUAACCACAAUGAGAAUUUAAGUAUAACUGUUGUUGAUAAACAGAGUGAUAGAAACAACUCAGGGAAGAUGAUGGCUUACUUGGGAAGAACGAAGUCUAGUGAUAAUGAUAGUAUAAGUCAGUGUAGCUCUGUGCAUCAUCAUCAUGAGAGAGGUUAUAGUUCUCACUCCGGUGAAGAAGGAAGCUUUGGAACGGCGUGGAGACAAGGUUCACUUGUGACAGCGUCUCCUUUGGUUGGUUUGCCAGAGAUAUCUCAUCUUGGUUGGGGACACUGGUUUACUCUUAGGGAUCUUCAGCUAGCCACUAAUCGUUUUGCUCCGGAGAAUGUAAUCGGUGAGGGUGGUUAUGGUGUAGUUUAUAAAGGUACACUCAUUAAUGGUAAUGAUGUUGCUGUAAAGAAGCUUUUGAACAAUCUGGGACAGGCUGAGAAGGAAUUUAGAGUUGAAGUUGAGGCUAUUGGUCAUGUACGGCACAAGAAUCUUGUAAGGCUUCUAGGAUAUUGCAUAGAGGGUGUUCAUCGGAUGCUUGUGUAUGAGUAUGUGAAUAGUGGUAACUUAGAACAAUGGUUACAUGGAGACUUGGGGGAACAUAACACUCUCACUUGGGAGGCGCGGAUGAAGAUCUUAAUUGGUACUGCACAAGCGCUUGCUUAUUUACAUGAAGCUAUAGAACCAAAAGUAGUACACAGAGAUAUAAAAGCAAGCAAUAUCUUGAUUGAUGAUGAGUUCAACGCAAAGCUUUCGGAUUUUGGGUUAGCCAAGCUCUUAGACUCUGGUGAGAGUCACAUAAACACUAGAGUCAUGGGCACUUUUGGGUAUGUAGCACCUGAAUAUGCUAAUACAGGUCUAUUAAACGAGAAGAGUGACAUAUACAGCUUUGGUGUCCUGCUUCUAGAAGCUAUAACUGGGAGAGAUCCAGUUGAUUAUCAACGUCCAGCCAAUGAGGUGAAUCUAGUUGAGUGGUUAAAGAUGAUGGUUGGUACAAGAAGAGCUGAAGAAGUUGUGGAUCCAAAGAUUGAACCAAAACCAGCUACACGUGCCCUUAAACGUGCUCUUCUUGUUGCCUUAAGAUGUUUAGAUCCUGAAUCAGAGAAACGGCCCAGAAUGAGCCAGGUUGUGCGGAUGCUUGAAUCCGAUGAUCAACUUUUUCGUGAGGAGAGGAGGAGCAGAAAGAGUAGAACAGCGAGUAUGGAGAUUGUGGAGACCAUGGAGGAAUCAAGCAAACGGCCUGAGCACUUAGAGAACAACCAUACUACAAAACCUGAGUAGACUCAUGAAUAGUAGAUAACAUUUGAAUCAUACAAUUAUUGCGUUGAGUUAAUUAAUUGAGUUAUACAACAACAAUUUCGACAUCAUAGCAGCAGCACAUACUCAGUGUGAGUCAGCCGAGUGGUAAUGAGACCAAUACUCUUUCACAAGCUUACCAAACAAAGAGUUCUCAUUCUCCAUCAACUUCAUUGGCGUAUCAUACUCCACAAUGCGUCCUAAUAAGUUAAGCCAAGAUUCAAGAUUCAAGAUUCAGAGCAAAGAACUAUGUAAGAAGUUGAAGUGAUGCAACAACAAAGCUCACCGUCGCUUAUGGAGAGAACCAUUGUACAGUCCAUGACGGUGGGGAUACGGUGAGCAACGGUUAUGACAGUACAAUCAGCAAACUCUCGCCGUAUUGUUUUCUGAAGUAUCAAAUCUGUAGCGUUGUCUAUAGAGGCAGUUGCUUCGUCUAAGACCAAUACUCUACUUCUUCUCAAAACUGCUCUGCCUAGACAGAACAGCUGUCUCUGUCCCAUGCUCCAAUUCGAUCCAUCCUCAACAACUAAACAAUAAUACAUCAUCCUUGUCACCAAAAACAUCAAAGAAGCUUUGAGUAAUAAUGAAGGUUUGUGUUGUGUUGUG